AUGGACAGUGAAAGUGGUAGUGAAGGAGGAGAUUUUGACACUUUGUCUCCCAUCUAUAUGCCUAAUUUUAUCCUCUCGACGCUCUGGUCGUUGCUAGUUGUAGCAAUCUCGCCAUUGCUACUUCUCUGUGUGCCUUUCUUGAGACACAAAGGUUAUGGGUUUUGGCCGUUGGGGUGUCAUUCGAUCAAGGAACUCUUUUGCCGUGCAGUGACCAAUGUGAUCUUCAUGGUAUUUGGACUGUUGUUGCUGUAUUGGAAUAUUUGCCGAGAGUUUCCGAAUGUUUUUCUGGUGGAAAACGUGUUCAUAAAGCUGAAUGUGCAGAUUAAUGAAAUGAUACACUCAGCAAAUACAUGUCAUGCCGCGCUAUUGCAGUGGGAAACGGCUGUUUUACAGGAGUUGUGUAUGCCUGUGGGUAUUGAUGUCGUAUUUCUGAUGGUUAAUACAUAUCUGCUGCUACACUGUCACCGUCGAUGGGCUAGAUACCUUAUGGUUCUCAUGGCCGUGAUGUUUAUGGUGGAUAUACCUACGAAACUGUAUGACGCCACGUUUCCAGCUCCCGAGAUCCACAUGGUAGAUCCAAAUUUUGCCCUGGUUGAUGAAGAACUUUUGGUAGCUUUGGAUGGAAAGAAUCUGAAGCAUGGUGGAAGUGUUGCCUGGGUAGCGUAUUGGGGCUGCGCAAUUACAGCAAAUGUCGAUAUGUGUGACAAACAGUUCGUGUCUACGUUUGAGAAUGGAAACGUUGCUGUAACGUUUAAGUCACUCGACCAUUUUAUACCAUGCUAUCGAGACCCACCAAACCCGCUUAAGGCGCAGGACUACCAGUGUUUUGAGCAUGUCCGUAUUCGUGUGAAGGAAAAACAUAGCAUUCCUGGAUGGUCACGAUUGGCGACCCAGAUAGCGUCGGCAUCUGUGCCAUCGGUACGCAAUAAGUAUUUGGACAGCUUGGAGAUUCCAUUUUUCAAGCGUGAAAAAGAGUCACAACGCUUCGGAAUGAACGGCGGCCUUAUGAAGUUAACAAACAGCAAGCGUAGUCUGGCGACAUUUACGGAGGCAAUGAAAGCGGUCGAAGCUGACAUUUAUGCUUUUUCCACCCAACAUUUUUUGACGGAAAACGACGAACCGUCUGCGCUGGUGGAGGAGCCUGUGACGCUAGCUGAAGCAGAUACUGAAGAGAAUGAAAACAUAUUGUGGGGCUUACAAGAAAAUGAGUUGAAACGUGGCCUGUCUGAUACAGCCAAAGCUGUAGAGGAGGAACUGGCAGAAGUUGAAGUGACACCUGAUGCGAAAGUAAGAAUGUUCCACGCUAGUCGCGAAUCGGAUGUGGGUCAAAACGAAGAUGUUGCCCCCGAGUUGACUAAAACUGGCGAACUAGAAGAUCAGGAAGAAAAGAUGUAUGCGGUCUCUCCGGGCAACAAAAGGGAACCAGAAAGUCAAGCAGAUGUCAAAAGAGAAGCUGACACAAGAAGACAUGAGGCUUUUUCCGAAAAGGCAAGCUCGGCUGCAACUAUUGCACAGGAAUUACUGGAAAAGUUAGAUUCUAAGCAAGAAACAAGCAAGUCCGCUACUGUCCAAGUAAAGAGCACUUCUUCGCGGCCACACGAUAUCGUUGAUAAUCUUACACAGGCUGAGAUCAGCAAAAAGAAGCGAAACGCCAAACAAAAUCGUCAACUCACCAAAGAGUCUGGGCCAGCUAUCAAGGCCGCUGCCCCCGCAGAGUAA
This is a messenger RNA of Peronospora belbahrii, 1719 nucleotides long. Lineage: Eukaryota; Oomycota; Peronosporomycetes; Peronosporales; Peronosporaceae. The record is from the annotation of a GenBank genome assembly.